Mobula hypostoma (lesser devil ray) is the source of this 10425-nucleotide messenger RNA. Its product is annotated as S-adenosylmethionine synthase-like. Gene Ontology annotation, molecular function: ATP binding; methionine adenosyltransferase activity. Gene Ontology annotation, biological process: S-adenosylmethionine biosynthetic process. The transcript is spliced from 9 exons. NCBI's taxonomy places the organism in Eukaryota, Metazoa, Chordata, Chondrichthyes, Myliobatiformes, Myliobatidae. Gene Ontology annotation, cellular component: cytosol. The record is from RefSeq and is a predicted model, not a curated record. The coding region runs from base 110 to 1300 and encodes 396 amino acids.
GAUACAGGGGACUCAGGGACUUUCUUUUCCCCACUAUCCGACUGAAGGCAACUGCAUUAAAGCAAUCACCCUGAAAUUAGAACAAGUGCAGCAUUUUCUAACCUUUAAGAUGAGUUGCCCAAUGAAUGGCAUUCAUAACAAUAUCCUACAUGAUGAAGGGACUUUCAUGUUCACUUCAGAGUCAGUGGGCGAGGGGCAUCCUGACAAAAUCUGUGACCAGAUCAGUGAUGCCGUGCUCGAUGCCCACUUGCAGCAGGACCCCGACGCCAAGGUGGCGUGUGAGACGGUCUGCAAGACUGGAAUGGUGCUGUUAUGUGGUGAGAUCACCUCUCGAGCGAUAGUUGAUUACCAGAGAGUGGUGAGGAACACAAUCCAGUACAUCGGAUACGAUAAUUGUUCUAAAGGUUUUGACUACAAGACAUGCAACGUGCUGGUUGCAUUGGAGCAGCAGUCUCCGGAUAUUGCACAGGGAGUCCAUCUAGACAGACACGAGGAAAACAUUGGUGCUGGAGACCAGGGCCUGAUGUUUGGUUAUGCCACGGACGAGACGGAAGAGUGCAUGCCGCUGACGAUUAUACUCGCACACCAGCUCAAUGCUCGCAUGGCCGAGCUGCGGCGUAACAGCGGGCUCCCCUGGCUUCGGCCUGACUCCAAAACCCAGGUGACGGUGCAGUACAGCCAGGAGAACGGGAUGGUCGUCCCUACCCGCGUGCACACCAUCGUCAUCUCUGUACAGCACGACGAAGACAUCGGGCUGGAGGAAAUGCGCAAUGCCCUAAAGGAGAAAGUUGUUGAUUUUGUGGUGCCCAGCAAGUACCUGGAUGAUGACACCAUCUAUCACCUCCAGCCCAGUGGGCGGUUCGUGAUCGGAGGACCACAGGGUGAUGCUGGAGUCACUGGCCGGAAGAUCAUUGUGGACACAUAUGGGGGAUGGGGAGCUCACGGCGGUGGAGCCUUCUCAGGCAAGGACUACACGAAGGUUGAUCGAUCAGCUGCUUAUGCAGCUCGUUGGGUAGCCAAGUCCCUGGUGAAAGCUGGCCUGUGCAAACGUGUCCUGGUGCAGGUUUCCUACGCCAUUGGUGUUGCUGAGCCACUUUCCAUCUCCAUCUUUUCCUAUGGAACUUCUCGGAUGGGGGACAAAGCUCUGAUGGAGGUUGUGAUGAAGAACUUUGACCUUCGACCCGGUGUGAUUGUCAGGGACCUAAACUUGAAGCAACCAAUCUACCAAAAAACUGCCUGCUAUGGACAUUUUGGCAGGAAUGAAUUCCCCUGGGAAGUGGCCAAGAAGCUGAUCUACUAACUGCACCGACCUACUGAUGCUUACACCAACCAACGAAUGCACGAGGGGCUCCUUGCCCUGGGAUUCCAUUUCAAACUAGUUACAUGAGCUAGGUCCAGAUUCUUCACUACAGAUGGGACCAACCACAGAAACAUAUUACAUUAGUAGGAAGUUGUAAGUAGGUUCACAGUGAAAAGCAUUGCUUCUCCUUCCCUGGGAGCCUCCAUCCAAAGUCUGGCACUUGAUUCAUGUCUUGGCAGUGGAGAUAAAAUAUUUUCAUUUAAAGGAAUUACAUCUUCUACUGUAAUGGAGGAAGCUCUCAGCCGAAUGACAAGAUUUGCUUGAUUUUUAUUUGUUCCCAAAUCAUGCUUACUGUCUUGGUAACAAAGACCACUGCAAACUGGGCCACAAAAGAGCAAAAUAUAGGGUAUUAAUUGUCUGCUUAGAUUGCCUGAACCAUUGUGGUGAAGAGCAGUUCAGUCAGUUUGUUUUCUCUGUUCUGUUCUCCUACCUCCUCUACUUCAAAGGGGAUAAUUUGCAUUCUACAUGACAUGAGUGCACACUGAAAAAUAAGUCAAUGAUGCAAGGUGUACCUGCUUCACUUAAUACAAGUAAUUUUAUUUCAACAAAAUAUAAUCUGAUAUAAAGCUUAACAAUGAAUGGUUCAGUCCCUGAAUCCAAAUGGGUUCUGACAUAACACCCCACUUUGCUCUUAUGAGGAAAGAGCAGAUUAAGGGGAGGCUGUUGUUCAGUGAUCUGGUGCUAGUCUUAUCUCCAAAUCAUUCCAGUGAUUUCAACACAAAAAUAUAAAUGCCUCUGCAUAAUGGAGGAGUCUCAUACAGCCAGAGACGAGGGCUACAUGGCUACAGGUAUUUCUUUCGUAUGAGAUGCUGAUAUGAAGUCUGCUCACAGGUGAAUUCCAAAGGCAUAUUGGCCCUUGGCCAGUACGUAUUCCUCAAUCAAAGCCCUACAAGUAGUUUAUCUGGUCUUAAACACUUUGUCAUAUAUGGGAGCUUGCUGUGCUGUGUGCUGUGGAUUCUUUCCAAUACUAUGAUAACUACAUUUCAAAAGUAUUUAUUUGGCUUUAAAGCACUUUUGGAUGUUCUACAGAUAUGAUAGGUGCUAUAUAAAUGCAACUUCUUUCAUGGUAGACCUAGUAUACACCAAAAAAAAACCUGAAUCUUAUAAUUUUUUUACCUCCUAUUGUUUUUUCCAAUCUUUCCUUGAGUCAUGGUCAUAGAAAAGUACAGCACCGGAAGGAACAGGCCCUCUGGCCCAUCUAGUCCAUGCCAAACCAUUUAAACUACCUACUCCCAUCAACCUGCAUAGGGACCAUAGCUCUCCAUACAUCUACCAUCCGUGUACUUCUCUUAAGUGUUGAAAUCAAGCUUUCAUCCACCACUUGUGCUGCCAGCUCAUUGCACACACUCACAGCCCUCCAAGUGAAGAAGUUUCCCUUCAUGUUCCCCUUUCACCCUUAAUCCAUGACCUCUGGUUGUAGUCCUACCAAACCUCAGUAGAAAAGCCUGCUUGCAUUUAUCCAAUCUGAGCCCCUUAUAAUUUUGUAUACCACUAUCAAAUCCUCAUAUCAAUCUUCUACAUUCUAAGGAUAAAGUCCUAACCUCUUCAGUCUUUCCUUAUAACACAGGACCUUCAUACCCAACAACAUCCUUGUAAAUUUUCUCUGUACUCUUUCAAUCUUAUUUACAUCUUUCCUGUAGGUAGGUGACCAGAACUGUGCACAGUACUCCAAAUUAGGCCUCACCAAUGUUUUAUACAACUUCAACAUAACAUCCCAUCCCCUGUACGCAAUAAUUUGAUUUAUGAAGGCUAAUAUGCCAAAAGCUUUCACCCUAUCUAUCCACCUAUAAUGGAUUAUGGACCUUUGUUCUACCACACUCCCCAAUGCCCUACCGUUCACUGUGUAAGACCUAUCCUGGUUGGUAUGACCAAAGUGCAACACCUCGCACUUGUCUGCAUUAAGUUUCAAUGGCGAUUUUUCAGCCCAUUUUUCCAGCUGGUCUAGAUCCCACUGCAAGUCUUGAUAGAUAGUCUUCCUUGCACCCCCAAUCUUAGUGCCAUCUGCAAAUUUGGUGAUCUAGUUAACCACACUAUCAUCCAGAUCAUUGACAUAGAUGACAAACAGCAAAUGACCCAGCACUGACCUCUACAGCACUCCACUAGUCACAAGCCGCCAGUCAGAGAGGCAACCAUCUACUACCACUCUCUGGCUUCUCGCACAAAGCCAAUGUCUAAUCCAAUUUGCUACUUCAUCUUGAAUGCUGAGCGAUUGAACCUUCUUGACCAACCUCCCACCUGGGGCCUUGUCAAAUGCCUUGCUAAAGUCCAAGAAGACAACAUCCACUGCAUUGCCUUCAUCCACCUUCUGGUAACUUCCUUGAAAAACUUUUUUUUCAAAAAGUGAAAAAGGAAGAUUGGUUAGAGAUGACCUAUCACACACGAAGCCAUACUGACUAUCCUCAAUCAGUCCAUGUCUAUCCAAAUACUUAGAUAUCCAGUUCCUUCAAUAUCUUCCCAUAACUUCCCCACUACUGAUAUCAGGCUCACCAGUCUGCAAAAUCCUGUUUUAUUUUCAAAGCCUUUCUUGAACAGCAGAACAACUUUGGCUAUCUUCCAAUAAUCUGGUACCUCACCUGUCACCAAGGAUGGUUUUAAUUUCUCUGAAAGGGCCCAGGCAAUUUCUGUACUUCCCUCCUGCAUGGUCUGAGGGAACAUUUUGACAGGACCAAGGGAUUUAUCCACUCUAAUUUGCCUCAAGACAGCAAACACCUCUUCCUCUGUAAUCUGUAUAGGGUCCAUGAAGUUGUUGCCACUUUGCCUCAUUUCUAUAGAUUCUCCUGUGUGCAUCUCCUGAGUAAAGAUCUCCCCCAUCUCUAGUGGCUCCACUAUGCACCUCUUUUUUUUCUUAACCAGGGCUUCAAUAUCUCUUAAAAACCAUGGUUUCAUUCUUCUAUUAUCUUUACCUUUUAUUCUAAUAGGCAUAUACAAGCUUUGUACUCUCCAAAUUUCACAUUUGAAGUCCUCCCUUUUACCAAGUUCACCUUCGCCAGAAAACAGCCUGUCCCAAUCGACCUUGCCAGAUCCUUUCUGAUACCAUCAAAAUAGACCUUUCUCUAAUUUAGAGUCUUAACCCAAGGACUAGACCUACGUUUUUGCAUAUUUACUUUUAAACUAAUGACAUUGUGAUCACUAGGUGAAAAGUGUUCCCCUACGCAAACUUCUGUCAGCUGCCCGGUCUUAUAUUCUAAUUGCCCACUGAUUAAGGAAGCUUUCUUGAACACAUUUGACGAGCUCUAUCCCAUCUAGUCAUUUUACAGUAUGGGAGCCCCAAUCAAUAUGUGGAAAGUUAAGUCACCUCCUAUAACAAAUUUAUGUUUCUUGCGACAAUCUGUGAUCUCUCUGCAAAUGUGUUCCUUUAAAUUCCUUUGACCGUUGGGUGGUCUGUAACAUAACCCAUUAACGUGGUUAUACCUUUCUUAUUACUCUUUUGCACCCAUAGUACCUCGCUACACAAGUUCUACAGUCUGUCCUGACUGAGCACUGCUAGUAAUGCCACCCCUCCUCCUUUAAUCCCUCUUGCCCAUUCACGUAUAAAACAACAGAACCCCAGAAUAUUGACCUGCCAUUCCUGCCCCUCCUGCAACCAAGACUCACUAAUGGCUACAAUAUCAUAAUUCCAGGAGUUGAUCCAUGCAUUGAGCUCAUCUGCCUUUGCUGCUCCUUUUCUUUAUAUUUCUUGUUGUUGUUGCUGAGUCACCAUCAAUUCAUGGAUAGCAACCAUAUGGAUAUUGUAGUUGUCAAAAGGGUUUUUGUGGCAAGUUACAGAAGCAGAUCUUCCAUGCAGAUACUGCUGCUGCCCAGGUUGGGACCUGGCCGGAUUCAAACUCAGGACCACGUGCCUCGCAGUCAAGUGCUGAUGCCGCUACACCACUGGCCGGCCCAAAUUUAUAUUUCGUCUUCUCAAUAUAAUUACUCUCCUUUGACAUCAGUCCUUGUUUCCCCCGUUUCCAUUCAGGAGGACUUGUUCCUCACUUUUAUUGUCUCCAACAUGAUUUACUUUUUAUUGUUUGUCAACCUAAUGAAGAGGAAGGUUCGGACUGCAGGUGUGCCCAAGUCAACUUUUAGCUUAAUCCAGACACUGAUGAGGUUUAAAGGCACAUCAGGAUUAACAUUAAAAAUCCGGAAGAUAAUGUACAGCGGAUUCCAGUUAAAUGGGACUCAUUGGGACCAGUAUGUUUUGGUCCAAGUAAGCGGCUUCCCCAAUUAGCAGAAGUUUCAUGGUAUAAAAUAAACAAUCUGAGUAACAAAUUAUGUAUUUAAAUGAAAUACAGAAGAAAUUAGAACACUACCAAUACUACUCAGUACUAUAAAACUUUUUAUUAGUUCUUAAUACUUAGCAACAGAAGAAUUCAUUCAUGUUCUUUUGACUGUAAAUGAACAAAAUCAGCACAGACACCUAGUGCAGAUAAUGGACUGCCUUCAUACAAUGCUCUCAAUAAUUGCAUCCUCCAAAUCUUCACUUUCAUUGCAACAUUCAAGACGAUUAUCGAUACCUUCAGAUUCUCCGUAGUUUCUAACUUGUCGAAGUAGUGAAAUUGUUUCAUUUUUACUUUCCCGGCAUUUUCUCACAUCUCCAACACUGAAUGCUUGAUACCACAGUGAACAAAACAGUUCAACAUUGUCUUACUGCUUACUUCUUACCAACUAUCAGUGUAAAAAAAUCCUGCUUUUUGACCACAAACAUACACAACUGAUGCUAUUUAAAAACUGUUUGCUCAAAGCAUGGUGUUAUGCCUAAUGGCCACGCAAGGUUAGAAACUCUUCGCAACAGUCUCCUGCCCCAAUUAUGCGGCAUAGUGUCCCAAAUAAGCAAGGGAAAUCCCAACUCAUUGUUCCAGGAGAAGCCAAUCAGAUUCUCCUUCUCACCAUUCCUCGGAAACAACAGGAGCCAACCUGGGCAGGAUUUAUCUGUAGCCCAGGGCAGAAAACGCACACAAAGCUAGGCAAUAGAAGAUCUUGGAAAGCAAAGUUAAGAUGGGGCUUUGGAGCACAGACCUGAUUCUGAUUCACGGCACAAAGAGAGUCAUAUAUUCAGCAUCACUUUCAUGACAGUGAAUCUCAUCUGCUGAGUGAACACGCCAUCAGGUAUUUCACCGUGCAUGGCAAAAGCUGAAGAAGUCUCCCAACAGGCAAGGCCUUCCUCCUGGGUUGGAUCUAAAACAGCACUGAAGAUAUCCUUAUCCUGCUGGCCCAAGAGGCGAACAUCAUCAUGCCCGCAGAUGGAGCCAAGAGACACAGGGAGACACUCAGGUGAUCAAUAAUGAUCGUGGUUAAAGAGUGGCAGCUUCACUACAGGGAGGAAUUUUGGACAAACCCAUGGAGUAUAUAACACCCAUGCUGCACCAGUCAAUGUUCCUAUAGUUACCAUCCACAUUUAGAUUUAAAUUUAAUCUAAAACUAAUUAUUUUGAGCUGUCUCCAGAAUGUUUGAUCUUUGUUUAAAUGGAAGAGGUUAACAUCUUCAUCCCAACUUCCUUUCAGAAGUAGGUCCAAUGCAGUGGAAUUUCCAGCAAUAAUGACAUCAACAAGACUUAAGAUGAACAAGUGUUCCUGCCCGACCCCUAAAUUCCAUUAUAUUAAUCUGUACUUCCUGUCCAACAACUUUGCUGCCUCUGUUCCUAUCCCACCUACCAUUGCUGGAAUUUUUACCAUCUUGGUUAAUCCACUGACAAAACUCACUCCUCCUCCAUAUAUUUUUUCAGUUGAAAAAGAUUCAAUCCCACUCCAGUCUGUGUGUCCAUUAUUCUAGUUCUCACUGUCUUCCACCAAUUCGCAAUUCUCCAAAGCUGGCAAGAUAAUAUUUUCCUUCAUUCUGUACAUUUAGUUCAUUCCAUAACCAUUUCUCUUGACUUGGUAACUACCUGAAGGGUCUAAAGCCUCCCCUUUCCCUAUCUCUGACUUCCACAAACUAGCCAGCCUUCUCCUUUACUCCCGUUCCUUUCUGUCCCCUUUGCCCCACUCUCUUUAAUUGCUUUUGUCAACUCAUCUGCCUCUCCACCCUGGUCAACAUUUGAAUAUCAAGGAUAACCAUUUCCUCUUGGGAAUCACAUAUCCUUCAUGCUUCUGAGAAGUAUCUUUAAGCUAAAGGCAUCAUGCCAAAUAUAAGCAAUAACCCUGUAAUAGGAGAUGAUCCCAUCUCACAGGAGGUUAGCCUGGAGUCAAUUUAACUCACUUGUGCUGAGUUGAAUAACUUAAAGUUAGUGUAUCAGUUGACUAAUAAAAUUAUUCAGACUAUUUAGUGAAGUUAUUUAAAAGACACACUAUAUGUACAAAUGAUGAACAAGACAGUGCUGUGUGAGAGAGACUGGGAGACAUAACAAGAUAAUAACUGAAAGUCAUUCAGAUGAACAAUCCUUCCUUGCCAACAAAGAUGCCCAUUGAAGCUGAUCUUAUUUGUUUGGUCUGGGUACCAUCUUCAGAUGUCAAUGAUAAAUAUUGUUCAGUCCAGGUUGAUCUAUGGCAUCAUCGGCAAGACUCCAAAGACAAAACAUUCUGAUUUUUCAAAGUUUGGAAACUUUAACCACAACCGUAAAAUCAGUAAUGCAAACUUUUGGAGCUUGCAAGCAUUCCUAACAGUCUCUACCCUGUCUCGUAUCAGAUAAUUUUAGAAACUGUUUUGUUGGGAAUAAGGCAAAAAGGCUGGUUGAUGGCAUUCAUUAUGAGGAGUGGGUUGCUUUACACAAGGACACACUGCCCGCUACCCAGUCUAUGAAACGGCCAGAUCUAUACAACGAGAAAUAAAGUUGGCAUUCAGGUCAAAGGCCCUUCAUCAGAACUGGGAAGAAGACUAAAGCUGCAGGGAGGGUGUCUCUGAUAGGGUAAAACCAGGGUAACCAUGCGGAAAAUGUAUGAACGAGGUUAUACGGCCAAUGAGUGAUAGGAGCAGUUGGAGCAUAGAUCAAUGUAACCAUUGCAAAAUGUAGAGCAGGAAAACAUGCAUGGCUGGUCAGGCUAUGUGUGUCUUCCAUAACCAGAGAGAAAAGCAAAAAAGAAGGUUCAAUUGAUGAAACUUUGUGUGGUUUCCGGCUCUGUAUUUUGAGUUAAGCAAUAAAUUUAUUCAAGAGUCGAUAUUUUAGGCCAAAACCCUUCAUCAGGGCUGGAAAGAAAGGGGGAAGAAGGCAGUGUAAGAGUUAGAGGAAGAAGGAGUACAAGCUAGAAGGUGAUAGGUGAAGACAUGUGAAGGGGAAGGUAGGUAGGUAGAGGAGCAGUUGAAGUGAGAAGUUGGGAGGUGAUAGGUAGAAAAGAUAAAGGCCUAAAAAAGAAGGAAUCUGAUAAAAGAGAAUAGUGGACUAUAGGAAAAAGGGAAAGAGGAGGGACACCAGAGAUCAUGACAGGCAAGUAAGAAGUGAAAGGGUGAGAGGGAAACUAGACUGGGGAAUGGAAGAAGAGAGAAGGUGGAGGUGGGAGUAAUUAUCAGAAGUUAGAAUAAUUGAUGUUCACGUCAUCAGGGUAGAGGCUACCCAGACAGAAUAUGAGGUGUUGCUCCUCCAACCUGAGAGUGGCCCCAUCUUGACAAAGAGGAGACCAUGGCCCGACAUGUCAGCAUGGAAAUGGUGACUGGGUUUUAAAUGAUUGGCCACCGGGAGAUCCUGCUUGUUGCAAACAGAGCGAAGGUGCUCAACAAAGCCAUCCCUCAAUCUACGUCAGGUCUCACCAGUAUAGUGGAAGCCAUUCAGGGAGCACUAGAUACAGUUUAGAGCCCUGAAUGGUGGUGAGGGAAGAGGUGAGUGGGCUGCUGUCUGCUUGCAAGGAUAAGUGCCAGGAGGGAGAUCAGUGGGGAGAGAUGAAUGGUCAAGGGAAUCAUGGAGGGAAUGAUCUCUGUGGAAAGUAGAGAGUGGGGCAGUGGUAAGGAAGUGUUUAAUGGUAGUAUCUCACAGAAGAUGGCAGAAAUUGUGGAGAAUGCUGUGCUGAAAUCAAAGGUUCAUGGAGUGGUAAAUAAGGAUCAAAGGAAUGGAGGCGGAUACGAUAGGGUCUUUUAAGAGACUCCUGGAACAUGGAACUUAAAAAACAGAGGGCUAUGGGUAACCCAAGGUAAUUUCUAAAGUAAGUACAUGUUCGGCACAGCAUUGUGGGCCAAAGAGCCUAUAUUGUGCUGUAGGUUUUCUAUGUUUCUAUGAACUCUAUCCCUGUAAAGGGAAGAAGAAGAUGUAGCAACUGAGAAAAGGUGAUGGCAUUUUUACAAGUGACAGGGUGGGUAGAAGUAUAGUCAAGAUAGCCGUGGGAGUCAGUAGACUUACAAAAGAUAUCAGUUGACAGUCUGUCUCUAGAGAUGGAAACAGAGAGAUUGAGAAAGAAGAGAGAGGUGUCAGAAAUUGACUAAGUAAGUUUGAGGUGUUACAUACCUCAUGGGUAUCUUGUGACUGUCUUAUGACCAUGAUGUAAUUGAGUAUCUUGUGAGCAUGAUGUAAUGGUCUUGUGAUGAUGGGGUGAUGUAAUUUUCCCAACAGUGUGAGGACACAUGAUGACAUGUUCUUGACAGGUAUAUAACAGGAAAACCCUGUUGUUACGCAGUCGUUUCGUUGUUUAAUUCGUCAGUUACUCCGUUAUGCUGCGUAUUCGUCUCAUGACGGAGUUUCAUUUUAAAGUGGAAUUUUACUUUCUAUUGUAAGUCGCGUAUUGGAGAGUGACCUUACUAAAGUACAGGAACCUGAAGGAUUGAGUAAAGUUGGUGUCAUUCGGCGGUUUCAUAAAGGAUCGAUCUUAUUGAAUCUUCAUUCAGAAAUAGUGACCUGCAUCUGAGAUAAGCCCUGUAAUAUCAGGAAGGUUUGUGCAGUGUUCAUUCACCAGGAAAAGGUCAGUUCCUUUAAGCCGUUUUAUUUCCUUUGUUGUGAAUCCUUUGGACAGAAUCAGCAGUAACAUCAUGUCUUUGAAGAAAUCCAUUUUCCGAGAAGUCUCUCCUAAAUGACUGUAAAUCUCUUGGACUUUUGAAUUUACCAUUUUAAGACUGUGUUCGAAUUUACCACUUUAAGAACUGUUCCAGAGUUGCCGUAUAGCAGUUAACUUCUGGUUAAGUUGGUCGUUUGAAUACUUUUCACUGUUGUUGAGCAGAGUUUAAUAAAUGUUUAU